Molecule: messenger RNA, 4995 nt
Organism: Etheostoma spectabile (orangethroat darter)
Lineage: Eukaryota; Metazoa; Chordata; Actinopteri; Perciformes; Percidae
Gene: slc71a1-2
Product: major facilitator superfamily domain containing 14A2
Exons: 12
Coding region: 189-1661 (490 amino acids)
Biological process (GO): transmembrane transport
Cellular component (GO): membrane
Molecular function (GO): transmembrane transporter activity
Source: RefSeq, a predicted model, not a curated record
UCAACAUUUAGUUCAGGAAGACGGGUUGAAGUGAGGUGGGGACGAGAAAUCAUCACUUAGCUCAUUGCUAGUUGCCUUGAGCCGACUGACGAGGUGUUAUGAGCUUUGUAGCCGAAAUCAGUAGAUUAUUUUAGUUUUGAUAGGUGUAACGAUGACCAUCUGACACCAAGAAUGGACAUAAGUUAACAAUGACGGGGGAGAAAAAGAAGAAAAAGCGGCUGAACCGCAGCAUUCUUCUUGCAAAGAAAAUUAUAAUAAAAGAUGGAGGAAGUCCUCAGGGAAUUGGUGAGCCAAGUGUUUACCAUGCUGUGGUGGUCAUCUUCCUGGAGUUUUUUGCAUGGGGUCUUCUUACCACCCCGAUGCUUUCGGUAUUGCACCAGACAUUCCCCCAACACACAUUCCUGAUGAAUGGGCUUAUCCAUGGUGUCAAGGGCCUGUUGUCAUUCCUGAGUGCUCCGCUGAUUGGAGCAUUGUCAGACGUAUGGGGACGCAAAUCCUUCUUGCUGCUAACUGUCUUCUUCACCUGCGCACCUAUUCCACUGAUGAAGAUCAGCCCAUGGUGGUACUUUGCAGUCAUCUCCAUGUCCGGCGUCUUUGCCGUCACCUUCUCUGUCAUCUUUGCUUAUGUGGCAGAUAUCACACAGGAGCAUGAGAGGAGCACAGCAUACGGUUUGGUAUCUGCUACCUUUGCGGCCAGCCUGGUUACCAGCCCGGCCAUCGGAGCCUACCUGUCUGUGGCCUAUGGUGACACCUUGGUGGUAAUCCUGGCCACCGCCAUUGCCCUGCUCGACAUCUGCUUCAUCCUGGUGGCUGUACCGGAGUCGCUUCCAGAGAAGAUGAGGCCAGCAUCGUGGGGAGCACCCAUCUCCUGGGAGCAAGCGGACCCAUUCGCUUCUCUGCGUAAAGUGGGCCAGGACUCCACAGUGCUCCUCAUCUGUAUCACAGUGUUCCUCUCCUACCUCCCCGAGGCCGGCCAGUACUCAAGCUUCUUUCUCUAUCUCAGACAGGUCAUAAGCUUCUCAUCAGCGACAGUGGCUGCCUUUAUUGCUGUUGUGGGGAUCCUCUCAAUACUAGCCCAGACUGUGGUGUUGGGCAUCCUGAUGCGUUCCAUAGGGAACAAGAACACAAUCCUACUCGGCCUCGGCUUCCAGAUCCUACAGCUGGCGUGGUACGGCUUUGGCUCUCAGCCCUGGAUGAUGUGGGCUGCUGGAGCUGUUGCAGCCAUGUCCAGCAUCACUUUCCCUGCCAUCAGCGCCAUUGUGUCCCGUAAUGCAGACCCCGACCAACAGGGUGUUGUCCAGGGGAUGAUUACUGGAAUCCGGGGCCUCUGUAACGGUUUGGGCCCCGCUCUUUACGGUUUUGUCUUCUACUUGUUCCACGUGGAGCUUACCGACACGGACGGCUCUGAGAAAGGUGCCAAACCGAACAUGGCCAACCCCACUGAUGAGAGUGCCAUCAUCCCCGGUCCUCCCUUCCUGUUUGGUGCAUGCUCGGUGCUGCUGUCCCUGCUCGUGGCCCUGUUUAUCCCCGAGCACACAGGGCCCGGCAUGAGGCCCGGCGCCUAUAAGAAGCACAGCAACGGUGCACAGAGUCACUCCCACAGCCCUCAAGGCAGCGGGGCCGAGGGCAAGGAGCCACUGUUGGAGGACAGCAGUGUAUAACCACAGCUAAGAGGGGCAGACUGUGCUCCAACCCAACACCCAUGCACACAUGGACAGAUGCACACAUUUUACCACAUGGACACACUCUCACCUCAGGCACACAUCAGACUCAAGUGCCAUGAAGAGGUGUUUGUGUCCACAGCACAAAAGUUGGCACUCCCUCCUUAGCAGCCAUUUUCUUUUUUUAAAGCAGGGUAUUGUAAGGACUCUCUAAAGACCCUGUAUAAAGAGAGCCUUUGAGUAUUUUUUUUCGGCUGCAGUGGAAAGGCGUGUGUGACUUAGCUAAGAUGGACUCUAAUCCUUUGUUUCUAUAAAGCAUUAACGGAGUGGAGCAUAUAACAGCUUGCCACCCUCCUAGUGCAAAACAGAACCAAAGUGAUUUGGUUUAGAGUGUGAGUGGCGUAGAUCUCAAAUGUUGCUAAAUCCUUGUGUGCUUCUUCAUAUUCCUCUGUAGCCAGUGAAGUGGCAACUUUUUCUGUUUGUCCAGCAAGAGUGUAACAAACAGUUAGUUGAGCACUUGUCUAAUGGUCUUUCACAAGCUAACUUCUGUUCUGAUGCUUGUCGUUGCGAAGACAGCUUUGUUAAAGCAUCUAAGAAGGGAACACAGUUCUUCGGCUGAAUGCACAGAAGCAACUGUCCACCUGUGAGAGGAGUCUCUGCAAACCAGUGUGGGGAGAGGCACAGCCUAAUCUAGGUCAGAAUGGGUCAACCAGUUCGGCUAUAAAAAGCUUUAACACCACACUUUGUUUAAACAUCACACUUACAGAGAGAAGUGUGCAAGAGAGACCACUUUAUUAGCUAAAACUCUUUCAAUGUUUACUUGCCAUUCUCCUAGAUUAGUAGUACAGUUCAGGUUGUGUAUUUUUCUCUGUUCUAACGGAAGGCUAGUUGUGCUUAAAGUUUUUAUUCAAGAAACAAAUGUUGCCUCAAAAAUAUAUAAAAACGUAACCUGUAUGAAGACUGAGGUCUGAGAAGGCUCUGUAAUCUUGCGCUUUCGCUCCCAUCGGAGCUGUUACACUCUUUUUAUUCCUUUUUGUUUUCAUGCCUCUUCUGUUAGUUUGUUUCCUGACAUUUAUCACCUUCAGGGUUAAAGCUUACAGAACCAUGGUUUUAUUUUAAAAGCCUUUGGACCAUUUGGAGCUUGAGCGUUGCUAUCAGCAUGUCAGUGUCGGCACUGACUGUUAAUAGAGUCUUUGAAUUGAUAUCAUCAGGUUAAACCGAAUAUCACUCAUGCUGCUGCAGUAGAUCAUUCAAAAGUUAUUUCUAAAGUGGUAAUAUGAACAAUGAAACUGUCAUCAAAUUUUUGAAAUUUAAUUAACAUGCACUGCACAUUCCUCAAAUGGUAACAAACAGAUGGUAAAAAAAAAUUAUAGAUGUAGAGCACCUCAAGGAAGUGGCUUCUAACUCCCAUGUAACAGCCUUCAGAUUCUCUACAGAAGGGAGCCAUUUGGUCAUUGUCAGACCAGUUCCUUUCAUGCCAACCCGCGCCACCCAUUCCAAAAGGUUGUUGCAACAGUAGUUCAGAAAUAAAUGUUUAUUAACCCCCUACAGGCAAGGAAGGUAACAGCUGCUCCAAUUUGAGAAGAUGUUACAGCUUCAGAGUUGUCUUUUUAAAAACUGAUGUUUGAGUGGUCUUAAGGUUUUACAUUUACCACAAACGACUAUGAUAAAGUAAAAAAAAAUAAAGCGGGAAGUGUCACUCAAAGUGCAAGAUUAAAGAUAUUUAUUCAUAUAAACAUGAAAAUAGAAGUGUUCUCAUUUUUGUUAAUAAUGCCGAAAAUAUAGAAAAUAAAUACCCAUUACCUAAAAUCAACCCAAAACUACAGGAAAUAAUCAAACAACUUAAAAGAACCAUUUACACAGGAUACAAACUGGGAUUAGAAUAACUGUUUUAGUCCUCCCUUUCACCCUCCAGUGGACAUGAAAUCUUCAAUUAGAAAUCUACAAAGUAACCAGAAGACGGAGGUUAAACAAUGGUAUUGAGAUAAAUAUGAACGUCCCAGAAUUCAUUAGUAAAUGUGAACCAGUUAACACAUAAAAUGUAAAACCUGAAAUAUCCACACUUACAAAAACUUGGAAGUGUCAAAACUGCAGCAGCUGUUCUUUCCUGUAGACGUGCACAUCAGCUGAUCUGUCUACAGGUUGAAGUUGCUGCCGUUACCUUUCUUGCCAAUAGGUGGCGCAGGUUGAACAUGAAUUGCAGGACUGAAACUGCUUGUGCUGCAGCUUCAGAAUUGGAUAUUGGUCUACGCCUGGUUUUGGUGCUUCUCAUCAGUGACACUGUGUUCCCUUUGUUCACAUACUGUUAGCAACUGGUAAAAUAUCCUAAUCAAAGAUGAAUUUAUAAAUGCCUCAAGUGCAUUUCAAUAGCCAAAUUACAACCUGAGACGGAUUAGUAGCUUACACUGUUUCAUGCUGUUCAAUAUCUGAGGAGAAAUGUACGUCAUAUAUAUUUUGUGCCAAAUUCUUUUUUUUUUGGUUUGCUUUUUCAUACUGUGUGUGUGUGUGUGUGUGUGUGCUUGCACACUUGAGUGAUUUGGAUAUUUUCCUUUUUUUUUGUCUUAAUUUCUUUUGGCUGAGGAUUUGUUUUAAUGCUUUUUUUAAUAGCUUUUUAAAACUUCAUCCAGUCAUUUUUAGGAAUAUUUUCAACAUUGUGACUAGAUGGUAAUUAUCAAAUGUCCAUCUGUCUGUUUUUGGUUCAGUCGUCACUUAAUAAGCAUUUCACCGUGGUUAGUUACAAUUUAUAUUUGUCCCAGAUUUAUCAAUAGAUAACAAUAACAAAAGUCGCUGAAUGUUCCAAGCCAAGCUGUACAUGUUGACCACACUAGACCCUCAACAUUUUGAAUUAGCCUGUCAAAGUUUAUUAUUUCAGAGGGGGUGAUACUAGACGUGAGGCGUUUAUUUAAUCUCUGAAAAUCCUACUUCUGUUUAUUUAUCAUUUAUUGGAACAACACAUUGGUAAACUCAUAAAUUCAAAUCGUACAUAAAUUGGUAAGAUUCUGCACCAGCCCCAUGUGCACUUGUACAGCUUCCAAGCAGAUGACUGUAGAUGUACAAAAAUCACCUGUACGUACAGAAAAUGUAUAUAUUUAUUGCUCAAGGAGAUGGCCACCUCUUGGUCUGUUUGGUUGUAUGGUGCAAUUAUUAUAUAUUUCUCAAAACGUACCUGCUAGCCACUCCUGUUUUUAGUUUGAUGUGGUUUGUGGCCAGAACCCCCUCUCUGUGUGCCUAAAAUUAGCCAAGAAAUGAGUGGCAACAUAAGUAAAUGGUGGUUAUUAUGUAAAUAUGGGAAACUAAUGACAAACUAUUUAUUAAAGGUUUAUUGUACAAUUAA